Molecule: messenger RNA, 2902 nt
Organism: Lindgomyces ingoldianus
Lineage: Eukaryota; Fungi; Ascomycota; Dothideomycetes; Pleosporales; Lindgomycetaceae
Exons: 4
Coding region: 1-2619 (872 amino acids)
Biological process (GO): regulation of transcription by RNA polymerase II; DNA-templated transcription
Cellular component (GO): chromatin
Molecular function (GO): RNA polymerase II cis-regulatory region sequence-specific DNA binding; zinc ion binding; DNA-binding transcription factor activity, RNA polymerase II-specific
Source: RefSeq, a predicted model, not a curated record
AUGUCUACAGAGGUCUUCCAGAUUGUCCCUCAGCCUUCGUUCCACGGGGAAACUCCGAUCAAACGAAGCGGUCGAACGAAGCGAGUCUAUCGCUGUAAACACUGUGCUAGGCAAUUCAAGCGCUCCGAGCAUUGCGCUCGCCACGAGCGAGUGCAUACCCAUGAGCGUCCCUUUCCAUGUAGCUUCUGUGAUCGAAGAUACGCUCGCAAGUCUGUCUUCUCGAAUUGCUACGCUGAAGAUGUUGCUAACUUCUCGUUAAGGGAUUUAGUCAAACGACACGAGCGAUCUCUGCACGCAGAAGAAUAUCAGGCUGCGCAUCCGACAGAAUUCCAAAAGAGGCCCUUCAAUUCCGAGAAGGACCAUACAACCACCCCGGAAGGUUUCCGAGUCAAACCAUUAACCCAGCAGAAACUGUCAGCUUCAAUGGAGCGCUCAGAACCUAGCCAGAGCCCGAGUUCUCCUUUGACUCCGCCAAAUGAGAACCUUGCAAUUGGGUUGAAUGAGCCUCUGGACAGUCUCCACACUCACCCUAAAACAAUGACUCCACCUAUGUACGGCAUCAAUGAAGCAUUCUUUCCGCAUGAAAGACAGUGCCCUCUAGACCAGUAUUCACCUCUUGCAUCGCCGACGGAACAAGGCCAAGACACAGUCCUCUCAAUCCCGCCUGGGAAUCCAUUCGAGACCUUCGUCGGCAUCGAUUAUGACCCCAUUCAUCUCCCGCCAGACCUCAAAGUAGUUACACAAUGCGUCGAUGAUGCAAGUCAGUCCUCUUACACACAACCCCGAAUCGAUGUGGAUCCUUUCUUACUUCUCGACGAUGGCCAAAGGUUGCAAGAGAUAGCAGUAGUUGAAUCACGACGCAAGGUUGGUCUACAAAUGGACGAGCAUUUACGAGAUCAGAGCAGACCUUCCCAUAUUAGCCACGAGCCUACCACCCUGAGAAAUAGUAUCCCUUCCCCUCACUUGUCUAGUAUAUCCCCAGGACCCUUGACCUUAUUCGGUAUCGACGAUCCUUGGCCUCUUUUUGUGCUAGAGCAGGGGCAUGAUUAUAUGGAACACUCUCCCAGAGUGCAGAGGGAACAAUGCUCUGAAUUGCCAAAAUAUACUUUUGACGAAUGGAUCCACCAAAAAAUAUGUGAGGAUGCCUAUACACGCACACCUGUCGGUGACGCUACAGCCGCGCUGCUUCCAAGCAUCAACGACCUGAAUAGCUUUUUUUCAGGAUAUGUGGAGUGUUUCCAUCGACACUUUCCCAUAGUUCAUCUUCCCUCGUUUGACCUAACAGAAACACCAAGCCCCUUAAUUUUUGCCAUAUGCAGUAUUGGCGCUCAAUACCGUCUUGAUAGACGUAAAGCAAAGAAUUUGUUUGCGCUAGCGGGCACAAUGAGCUCAUAUGCUCUUCGGGCUGGAUUGCCUAUCGCUACUGGUACACCAAAACCUGCUCCUAUAUGGGUUAUGCAAACAAGAGUUUUACUUUCUUUGUGUGGGAUCUUUAGCGGACUUAGACGAUCUCUGCUGAGUACGCCUCAAGAAUCUCAAUUGGAUUGGGAAGAGUGGAUUAGUAGAGAGUCCAGCAAACGGCUUCUAUGCGGGAUGUUUAUUGUCAGCAACCUAAUUUCAACAAGUUUCGGUAUUAAUCCUGGGUUUUCCCACACACAGGAUCUGGAAUUUGAAGUCCUUGACGAAGAGAAGCUCUGGAACGCGCGUUCGGCACAAGAAUGGAUGGAGCUUAGAGGGACCCAGUCAGCACCAAUUGGCAUUACCGUUCGAGAUGCAAUGGCGGAUCUCGUCUUUACAGAUCAGCCUGAAAACCAAACUCAGCCGUACCACAUCUCUGGUUUUACAAUGCUGCUUAUCACGCACGCAGUCAAUAUCCAUAUGUGGAGUUUGCUCCAGUUUACGGAUGUAUCCCGCCUUCAUUACUCCGACAAAUCUCCUUCUUCAGGCAUACACACUGCUUUAUUGGCCUCGGCAUUUUCCACGCUUUCAAGAUGUCAUCAGGUCAUUAUUAGUGUGAGAGGAGGAGAAAAUCAUAGCACCACUUGGAGCGAUACAGAAGGGCCACUUAUGUUCAACUGCCAGGCGUUAUUGCGAAUUGCACAUAUUCGGCUAUUCACUGACAUUCGCGCGUUCAACCGGCUCACCCUGCUCACGGACAAUCCAGAAGACAUUCUAAGGGCGGUAAAAGAAUACGCCGAAGCUCCACAACAACGCAGCGCAAACCUCACAAAGGCUAUAAUGAAAGCCUAUGAGGGUUUUUUGGCACCUAUUAAGAUUGGACACCUACUGGUCAGGAAGACUGCUGCACUGAGUUGGAGUAUUGAGCAUGCGGUUGCAGGGUGGGAUGCAGCACUGCUCCUUACCAAGUGGGUUCAUACCAUUGAGACCGAAGCACUAAUUCUACCCCCGGAUGCUGAAGAGGAUUGCAUUCUCGGAGGAUUAAAAGGGCUUCUCGUGGAAGUUGAAAGCGACUAUGAUGGCAGUGGCUCUCUUGCCGCAGCAAUUGCACGUAUCUGGUCGUCAUUUCUCAGCGAUGUCUGGGUAUGGGGAGUGACUCCGCGGAUGGGGAACAUUCUCCAACAAUUAGCACUCGCGUAUGAAAACCGCUUUCAUCCUUAAUGCCCGUUAAUUGAAGAGUUCGCCAUGAGAUUCAGGGAGCCUGAACUGAUAUCAUAAUGACGGGAACUCGGGAUAGGCGGCCACGUUCAAGUUCGAUGGCUGUUAGAUCGGAUAUCGAUUGGAACGACGGUUCAACAUAAUAUCAUCCUACUACGAGAAUCCACGUUAUUACUAUGCAAGGCAAGAACCCGUCCAUUUCACUCAGCUCUCUACGGUAUCAUCCUGUCUUAGCGCUCCCAGAAAGGAAAGAAAGGCACCUUGACACUUCUCAGCCUGGGUCACG